Pygocentrus nattereri (red-bellied piranha) is the source of this 7254-nucleotide messenger RNA. RefSeq names its product mucin-2-like. The record is from RefSeq and is a predicted model, not a curated record. The coding region runs from base 146 to 5809 and encodes 1887 amino acids. Gene Ontology annotation, biological process: cell-cell junction assembly. Lineage: Eukaryota; Metazoa; Chordata; Actinopteri; Characiformes; Serrasalmidae. The transcript is spliced from 12 exons.
CUCCUGUUAAAACCUGAGGAGUGUCCAACCCCUGAACCAUUAGAGAGAGAGACACUUCAGAGGAGGUUUCAGCUGAACACUGACCUCUCUCUUCUCAUUCAACACAUUAUUUAUCUGUGAACUUCUUCAAAUAAGGACUAUUGAAAUGGCACCAAUGAAGCAGCUCUUCAUCUUUUGCCUGUUAACAGCAGCAUUGGCACAGGGACCCAGCUCUACCACCUCAAGCAUGGGUGCGUCUGACACGACUAUUUAUAAUCCUGCCACAACAACAAGAGCUCCUGAUACAACAACAGGCGCUCCUGCCACGACGACGGACACUCUUGCCUCAACCACGGGGGCUCCUGCCACAACGACUGGCGCUUCUGACACAACAAAGGGUGCUCUUGCCACGACCAUAGAUACUCCUGCCACGACCACCAACACACUUGCCUCGACCACGGGUGGUCCUGCCACAACAACUGCCGCUUCUGACAUAACAACGGUCACUCCUGCCACAACCACAGGUGCCCCUGCAACAACCACCAACGAUCUUGCCUCAACCACAGGCGCUCCUGUCACGACCACGGACACUCUUGCCACGACCACAGGUGCUCCUGUCUCAACCACGGACACUCUUGCCUCGACCACGGGUGCUCCUGUCACAACAACUGGCACUUCUGACACAACAAUGGGCACUCCUGCCUCAACCACAGAUGCUCCUGUCACGACCACGGACACUCUUGCCACGACCACAGGUGCUCCUGUCUCAAACACAGACACUCUUGCCUCGACCACAGGUGCUCCUGCCACAACCACUGGUGCUUCUGACACAACGGGCACUCCUGCCAUGACCACAGGUGCUCCUCCCACAACCACCAACAAUCUUGCCUCGACCACGGGUGCUCCUGCCACAACCACUGCUGCUUCUGACACAACAACGGGCCCUCCUGCCAUGACCACAGGCGCUCCUGUCUCAACCACGGACACUCUUGCCUCGACCACGGGUGCUCCUGCCACAACAACUGGCGCUUCUGACACAACAACGGGCACUCCUGCCAUGACCACAGACGCUCCUGUCAUGACCACGGACACUCUUGCCACGACCACAGGUGCCCCUGCAACAACCACCAACGAUCUUGCCUCGACCACGGGUGCUCCUGCCACGACAACUGCCGCUUCUGACACAACAACGGGCACUCCUGCCUCAACCACAGGCGCUCCUGUCACGACCACGGACACUCUUGCCACGACCACAGGUGCUCCUGUCUCAACCACGGACACUCUUGCCUCGACCUCAGGUGCUCCUGCCACAACAACUGGUGCUUCUGACACAACGGGCACUCCUGCCAUGACCACAGGUGCUCCUCCCACAACCACCAACAAUCUUGCCUCGACCACGGGUGCUCCUGCCACAACCACUGUUGCUUCUGACACAACAACGGGCACUCCUGCCAUGACCACAGGCGCUCCUGUCUCAACCACGGACACUCUUGCCUCGACCACGGGUGCUCCUGCCACAACAACUGGCGCUUCUGACACAACAAUGGGCACUCCUGCCUCAACCACAGACGCUCCUGUCACGACCAUGGACACUCUUGCCACGACCACAGGUGCUCCUGUCUCAACCACAGACACUCUUGCCUCGACCAUGGGUGCUCCUGCCACAACAACUGCCGCUUCUGACACAACAACGGGCACUCCUGUCUCAACCACGGACACUCUUGACUCAACCACGGGUGGUCCUGCCACAACAACUGCCGCUUCUGACACAACAACGGGCACUCCUGCCUCAACCACAGGUGCUCCUGUCACGACCACGGACACUCUUGCCACGACCACAGGUGCUCCUGUCUCAACCACGGACACUCUUGCCUCGACCACGGGUGCUCCUGCCACAACAACUGGCACUUCUGACACAACAAUGGGCACUCCUGCCUCAACCACAGAUGCUCCUGUCAUGAACACGGACACUCUUGCCACGACCACAGGUGCUCCUGUCUCAACCACGGACACUCUUGCCUCGACCACAAGUGCUCCUGCCACAACAACUGAUGCUUCUGACACAACAACGGGCACUCCUGCCUCAACCACAGGUGCUCCUGUCACGACCACGGACACUCUUGCCACGACCACAGGUGCUCCUGUCUCAACCACGGACACUCUUGCCUCGACCACGGGUGCUCCUGCCACAACAACUGGCACUUCUGACACAACAAUGGGCACUCCUGCCUCAACCACAGAUGCUCCUGUCAUGACCACGGACACUCUUGCCACGACCACAGGUGCUCCUGUCUCAACCACGGACACUCUUGCCUCGACCACAAGUGCUCCUGCCACAACAACUGAUGCUUCUGACACAACAACUGGCACUCCUGCCAUGACCACAGGUGCUCCUCCCACAACCACGGACACUCUUGCCUCGACCACAGGUGCUCCUGCCACAACCACUGCUGCUUCUGACACAACAACGGGGACUCCUGCCAUGACCACAGGCGCUCCUGUCUCAACCACGGACACUCUUGCCUCGACCACAGGUGCUCCUGCCACAACAACUGGCGCUUCUGACACGACAAUGGGCACUCCUGCCUCAACCACAGACGCUCCUGUCACGACCACGGACACUCUUGCCACGACCACAGGUGCUCCUAUCUCAACCACAGACACUCUUGCCUCGACCACGGGUGCUCCUGCCACAACAACUGGCGCUUCUGACACAACAAUGGGCACUCCUGCCUCAACCACAGAUGCUCCUGUCAUGACCACGGACACUCUUGCCACGACCACAGGUGCUCCUGUCUCAACCACGGACACUCUUGCCUCGACCACAAGUGCUCCUGCCACAACAACUGAUGCUUCUGACACAACAACGGGCACUCCUGCCAUGACCACAGGUGCUCCUCCCACAACCACGGACACUCUUGCCUCGACCACAGGUGCUCCUGCCACAACCACUGCUGCUUCUGACACAACAACGGGGACUCCUGCCAUGACCACAGGCGCUCCUGUCUCAACCACGGACACUCUUGCCUCGACCACAGGUGCUCCUGCCACAACAACUGGCGCUUCUGACACGACAAUGGGCACUCCUGCCUCAACCACAGACGCUCCUGUCACGACCACGGACACUCUUGCCACGACCACAGGUGCUCCUAUCUCAACCACAGACACUCUUGCCUCGACCACGGGUGCUCCUGCCACAACAACUGGCGCUUCUGACACAACAAUGGGCACUCCUGCCUCAACCACAGAUGCUCCUGUCAUGACCAUGGACACUCUUGCCACGACCACAGGUGCUCCUGUCUCAACCACGGACACUCUUGCCUCGACCACAGGUGCUCCUGCCACAACAACUGGUGCUUCUGACACAACAACUGGCACUCCUGCCAUGACCACAGGUGCUCCUCCCACAACCACCAACAAUCUUGCCUCGACCACGGGUGCUCCUGCCACAACCACUGCUGCUUCUGACACAACAACGGGGACUCCUGCCAUGACCACAGGCGCUCCUGUCUCAACCACGGACACUCUUGCCUCAACCACAGGUGCUCCUGCCACAACAACUGGCGCUUCCGACACAACAAUGGGCACUCCUGCCUCAACCACAGACGCUCCUGUCACGACCACGGACACUCUUGCCACGACCACAGGUGCUCCUGUCUCAACCACAGACACUCUUGCCUCGACCACGGGUGCUCCCGCCACAACAACUGCCACUUCUGACACAACAACGGGCACUCCUGCCAUGACCACAGGCGCUCCUGUCUCAACCACGGACACUCUUGCCUCGACCACGGGUGCUCCUGCCACAACAACUGCCACUUCUGACACAACAACGGGCACUCCUGCCACGACCACAGGCGCUCCUAUCUCAACCACGGACACUCUUGCCUCGACCACGGGUGCUCCUGCCACAACAACUGCCACUUCUGACACAACAACGGGCACUCCUGCCAUGACCACAGGUGCUCCUGCCACAACAACUGGUGCUUCUGACACAACAACUGGCACUCCUGCCAUGACCACAGGCGCUCCUGACACAACAACAGACACUCUUGCCUCGACCACAGGUGCUCCUGUCACAACAACUGCCGCUUCUGACACAACAACGGGCACUCUUGCCACGACCACAGGCGCUCCUGUCAUAACCACGGACGCUCUUGCCUCGACCACAGGUGCUCCUGCCACAACAACCGGCGCUUCUGACACAACCACGGACACUCUUGCCAUGACCACGGACACUCUUGCCUCGACCACAGGUGCUCCUGCCUCAACAACUGCCGCUUCUGAGACAACGACGGGUGCUCUUGCCACUACCACAGGUGCUCCUGCCAUGACCACCAACACUCUUGCCUCGACCAUGGGUGCUCCUGCCACAACAACAGGCACUCUUGACAUGACCACAGGCACUCCUACCCUGACCACGGAUGCUCUUGCCUCCACCACGGGUGCUCCUGCCACAAUGACGGGCACUUCUGACACAACGACAGGCACUCUUAACAUGACCACGAAUGCUACUGACACGACCAUGGGCACUUUUGUCACGACCACAGGUCCUCUUCCCACGACCACGCGUGCUCAUGACACAACCACGGCUGUUUCUGACACAACAACGGGUGCUCUUGCCACAACCACGAGCGCUCAUGACACAACUGUCCUAGGUCACUGUGAGUCGAAGCCUUGCUCUCAUGACAGCAGAUGUGAGGAGCUCUUUGGUGACUUCAGGUGUUUGUGUCGGCCGGGACUGUUCUACGAUAAGGAGCAGAAGAUGUGUUCUCGUGGAAAGAUUUUCCCAAGUGUUUUAACAUGGAACGAACAGUUUGUUUCCGCAAUGGGAAAUAAGCAUUCACCAGAGUUCAAAAUUAUGUCAGAGGAAAUUAUAACUGCGCUCGAUGAAACGUUUAAAGAUCAACCAGGAUACAUUGGAUCUACAGUUUUGGAGUUAAGGAACGGCAGUGUGAUCGCAGAUGUGGACACUUUCUUUGAAUUUGCGUCAGAAGCCACAGACAGUUUCAUUAAUGAGUUAUUACUAAAUGCAACAGCGACGGGACCUCUUUCUGGUGUCAAAGUUGACUUAAACGACGCAUGUUCUACGGGAUACUGUGAUGAGAGAACCACACAUUGUGAUCUUGAAGAUGGUCUUGCUAACUGCCGUUGCAGAGAAGGAUAUGUGAUGAUUGAUGCAACAGAACAGUCGUGCUUUCCUUGUCCCAGCGGUCAGAAAGCAGUGGAUUCAAAGACGUGUGAACCAUGUGCUUUUGGUUAUUCUGGCUUCAACUGUAAUGAAUCAUAUCUUUUGGCUGUGGUCAUUAGCUCUUCUGUUUUGGGUGCACUGCUACUUGCCGCUGUUGUGACCAUUCUAGUUGUGACUCUCAGGCCAAAGAAAAGCAUCAAGUCUUCGUAUGACAGUGAUUUGUUCAGUGACAUGGAGUUCCAUAAACAUCCAAGAAUUCCCAGAAUCCCACGGGCCAACCCUAACUCUAGCUGGGAACCGGCCAAUCUGGAAACAUUGGACAGUGGAAGCACACAUGCCUUGAUGACCCAAGGCCAGCCAGAGAGUAUAGCAAUGGAAAAAUACAAUAAUGCCUAUAAGGAUGACUCUAGAAGCUAUGGGAGCCAACCCCCUUCCAGAAAUGGCCAUUGGAAUAACAGUGUGUAUGGGAGCGGGGAUGGGUAUGCGAGCGGGAAUGGGUAUGAGAAAAGCAGUGGGUAUAGGAGUAGGACUGGGUAUGAGAGUAGGGGUGGCUAUAGGGCCAGGGCAGUUAUUAAAGGCUCCAGGGACACAAGGAGCACUAACUAUGAUCAAGAUGGCAACACAAACCACAGAUAUUAAUUCCACAAGGAAAAAACUAUGGGACAAAAUUCAUACAAUAUUUAAAAAAACUCUAUAAAUUAAGUCUAGUAUAGGAUAUCUAUUACAUAUCAAAUUAAAUAUAUACGUAUAUGUACAUAAGUAUAUGCAAAUAGGACACAGGAGCCAUAAUGCUAACAAAAAUGGAAUAUUGAAUGGAAACCAAAUUGAGGCUCUUUGAACACACUGCUGACCAUUAAAACUGCAACACUGGAAGGAAGCACAUCAUAUGUGUCUGAAACUUGCAGAAUCGGUGGGUCAUGAUAGAGUGUGAAAGUGAUUGCAAGUGCAGCACAUAUGUAAUGUACAGUAUGUGUGCGUUUUACACCACCUAGACUUUGUAUGACUGCAAGGUGACUGCAAAGCAAUUCAUUAAGUGCUUGCUUGUAGUCAGUGUUCUUUUAGAGACCGAACAAGACAACAAUGGCUGUACAUCCAGCUUUUUGACCUUAUGUGAGAGAGUAUUGAAGGAAUGCAAAAAGCCAGCUUAUCCUUCUGGGACAUCUGCACUCGUGUUGGAAGGAAUGAGACCACACUACUACGGUGCCAAGAACAUGGCCAGUGGCAGGAUCACUGGCAUCCUGUUGUAUUUUCAGAAGAGUCCCGCUUCAGUUUACAGCAUGGAUGAUCGAAUCCAUAUAUGGAGGCACCACAGUGAAAGGCUCAUGGUUUUGGGUGCCAUUGGCUUCCACUCCUAUUCAUGCCUCAUAAACAUUGCUGGUACCUUGACCAGCCAGUGAUACAUCUCAGAGAGAAGUGCACCACAACUGUUCUGUUUCACAACAUCAGCGAUUACUUCGUGUUGCAAGUUUCAUGGCCAGCAGCGUAUAACCUCUGUUCAAUUCAUUUGUAUGCCAUCACAAAACAAACAGAUGUGCAAGGAAAGAAUUGAAUAAACUGUGUCUGACAGAAAAAAAAAUAACAUCACCAUCAGUGUUGCCAGCCACACAUGAUCUAUAAAGCUGUAUGAAUGUAUGUAUGUGGGAGAGAGUACGUAUAUAUAUAUAUAUAUAUACGUUUAUAUGAUGUUAAAUAUCGUACUAUCAAUUUAUGUCAUUUUGUGUCUGUUACUAGAAAACUUUCAAUAUGAAGAAAACAGGAAAGUAAAUAAAUAAAUGGGUAUAAUGGAAGCCAAAUUUCUCAGGAGAUUCAGCAGAUGUCACUGUUUCAUGAUGUUCCAUAAAUCAGUCCAAAGGUCUUAUUUAUUCUUUCCUAUUUAUGCAUGGAUUUUUUUUGUCUUUUUUGUGAUUUACUGUUGUCUAAGCUGGAUCUCAGAUACAGGGAUUUAAAAGAAUAUUAAAGAUAUCAGUAGACUUGUCAAUGACUUCACAGUGGAGCUUAUUGUAACAUUAUGUAAAGUAUGUGUUAAAUGUGGAAGAAUUUGGUGGAAGAGAUGAGUUUGUGCUUGAAUAAAUUAUAUACACAUG